AUGACGUCUGUAACUACAGGCCAGCACUCUCUCCAAGAUGAGAUAGCUGACCUUGAGAGGCGUCUACACGAUGCUAGAGCUCAAUUGAGCCAGCUGCAGGACGUGCCUACGCCGCCACCAAUUGACCAUAGAACAGCUCUUCAUGCUCUGCUCCUGUUGUCUGACUCGGCACUCCCGCUGGGCUCGUUCGCUUUCAGCAGCGGCCUUGAGUCGUAUCUAGCACACCACAAGCUCUCUCCGUCAUCCGCAUCGCAGCUGCCGCUGUUCAACACAUUCCUGCGCCUUUCUUUGUCGACCCUCGCAAGUACCGCCCUCCCAUACGUAUUGGCUGGAUAUCGCAAUCCGGAGGAGAUCGAGGUGCUCGAUAACGAUUUCGACGCAAGCACACCGUGCACAGUUGCGCGGCGAGCCAGCAUAGCACAAGGCCGAGCGCUUCUCGCUGUGUGGGACCGUAGUUUCAAGGCGCAGUACACGUUAUCGGCAGGCAAUGGAGGAGAAGUAGAAGGCAGGGAUGCGGCCGUCAGCGCUCUUACGACCUUCUCCGCCACACUUCGCAAGUCACCGCACGCAAACGCCCAUUAUGCUCCGCUCUGGGGCCUAGUCACCCGCAUCCUCGCUGUCCCGCUGCACGAAGCUGCGUACAUGUUCCUUUUUUCUCAUGCGCGCACGGUUAUGAGCGCUGCCGUACGAGCAAGUGUGAUGGGACCGUAUCAGGCGCAAGCGUUACUAGCAAGUGCAGAGCUGCAGAGCCGGAUCCGAGGUCUUGUGGAUGAAGGGUGGGUGCGCAAAGUCGAAGACGCUGGGCAGAGCGUGCCCGUAAUGGACCUCUGGGUUGGCCGACACGAGAAAUUGUACAGCCGAAUCUUCAAUUCAUAA
This is a messenger RNA of Boeremia exigua, 876 nucleotides long. RefSeq lists its product as uncharacterized. The record is from RefSeq and is a predicted model, not a curated record. The coding region runs from base 1 to 876 and encodes 291 amino acids. The transcript is spliced from 2 exons. Gene Ontology annotation, molecular function: nickel cation binding. Lineage: Eukaryota; Fungi; Ascomycota; Dothideomycetes; Pleosporales; Didymellaceae.